AUGUCCAAGAUGAAGGUGGAGAUUCUGUUCAAAGAUACCAUUAAGCCGUCUUCUCUGACUUCUCAUCGUCUCAAAACCGUCGAACUCUCGUUCAUUGACGAAAAAAUGGCUCCGGUUUUCGUCGGCGGACUCUUCUUCUACAAUUACAAUGGCGCCGACAAAGCUGAGAUCUCUGGGAAGCUUAAAAAUUCCCUGUCCGAGACCUUGACCUGUUUUUACCCUCUCACAGGCAGAAUCAACGACAAGGUCAUUGAGUGUAAUGACGAAGGUGCUCUCUUUAUCGAGGCCCGUGCCAGUGUUUUGCUCUCGGAUCUUCUAGUGAAUCCGGAUCCACUGACCCUGGUAGCUUUAAUGCCAAGCCGCAGCCCAAAGGCCGAACUGUGGCCAUUGCUUCUCGUCCAAGUCACUUUCUUUUCGUGCGGUGGUUUCGUCCUUGGGGUGUUAAUUCCUCACAUCGUGGCAGAUGUAACCACGGUUUCUAUAUUUCUACGCGGUUGGGCAGCCACUGCGAGAGGCCAUGGAGAUAUGGUGACGCCAAAUUAUUUAUCAUCAUCCAUGAUCUUCCCACGUUUGCCCCACCAAGAACCUUACCCGAUGCCAAAGGAUGAGAGGAACCACGUGACGACGAAGAAGCCCGAAUUCGUGACGAAGAGAUUUGUGUUCGAAGCCGACAAGAUCAAUUUGCUGAAAGUCAGGGCAGCGAGUGAACAAGUGAAAGACCCAACGAGGUUCGAAUCCAUCGUGGGGCUCUUAUGGUGUUGCCUGACGAGGGCAACGCGUUCGGACAAUGGUGUCCAGAAGCCAUCCUCUGUGCAGUUUCCUGUGAACAUAAGAAACACGAACAUAUCUCCUAUCUUGUCGGAAAACUCCAUGGGGAACAUCGUAUUGUCUGUUAGCGUGGAUACUGAUGGUUCGGAGACAGGUCUUGAACAAAUGGUGAGGAAACUCAGGGAUAAUAAGGAGAAAACAUUGGAGAAGUUUCGUACGAUGGAGGCCAUGAAAUUUGCGGAGGAGUAUGAGAAACAAAGGUGGGAUUUUAUGUGUAGGAUGAUCAGCGGAGCCAUCGACGGACACAUUUUCACGAGCUGGGCAAGAACCGGGUUCUAUGAAGUGGAUCUUGGAUUCGGAAACCCGAAUUGGGUGACUGCGAAUAAUUUGAACUGGGAAUUUGAAGUGUUCAUAUUGAUGGAUACGGAAAACGGACGAGGAAUCGAGGUUUGGGUGUCCUUGAUGAAUGACAAGAUGUCAGCCUUGGAGGAAGAUCACGAGCUUCUCCAAUUCGCCACGCCGAAUCCAAGUGUUGUCUGA
Molecule: messenger RNA, 1308 nt
Organism: Tarenaya hassleriana
Lineage: Eukaryota; Viridiplantae; Streptophyta; Magnoliopsida; Brassicales; Cleomaceae
Product: BAHD acyltransferase At5g47980-like
Exons: 1
Coding region: 1-1308 (435 amino acids)
Source: RefSeq, a predicted model, not a curated record